AUGAAUGGUGGAUUUGGCAUGAAUAACGAUCUCACUCGAGUUCCAAAACCCCAACAAUGUUCUCUUUGUAAGAGAAUUUUCCCAACAACUCAAGACUUAAUUUCACACACCAGCAGUGUUCACUCUCAUCAUCUUCAUCACUUCAACUUCUCACCAUCUGCCGCCGCAGCACCCACCACCUUCUGCCACUACCCGAACCCUAACCGUAACCCUAGUCCUGCUUUCCCAGCCAGGAACCGUUUUGACUUCAAUUGUUACCGUAGUGGUCAAGUAGAAGAACAAAAAAGGUUUUUUCAAGGAUCUCCGGCGAUAACUCCGGCUACAAACACUAACGGUAUGUUUGGGCAGCAGGAGAAGCCGAUGCUGAUGAAUCUCUUUCCGGCGAUGCCACCGGAAGGUUUACGUACGCUUCCGCUUAUUUGCCUGGAGAAACCGAUACCGCAGGAUACUGCAAUGGAGGAAGACGGGGCUAACUCGAGUGCCGUCGACUUGACGUUAAGGCUGUGA
Eruca vesicaria subsp. sativa (arugula) is the source of this 507-nucleotide messenger RNA. Lineage: Eukaryota; Viridiplantae; Streptophyta; Magnoliopsida; Brassicales; Brassicaceae. The record is from the annotation of a GenBank genome assembly.